AUGGCAUCGAGCCCAACAAAUUCCCCAGAGUACCCUCCGGUGAAGCUGCCGCAUCCAUUUCUUACUUCAUAUCGCGUGCAAACGAUAGCCGAAACGAGACCAUCCAAGCGCAAACUAGCCCUGGAUAAUCAGCCUGCCGACGGACGCUCUCUGACAGAACCGCUGCAUCUCGAUUCACUUUCUUGGAUCGAUUUUUCCUUCCCUCCUGAGAAUCAAUGCCCACCCGAGUCAGAUAACAGCCCUUGGGCACGAGCUUGUCGCAGUCCAUCCACUACUUUUGAAUGGACGGCGGAUACUCCUUCUCUGGGUCAGGUCUGGAAUGUGGUUCAUGCGAUUUACCUCGCUCACCCCACAUAUGAGUAUUUCCGACUCACUCUGGCUGGCCAAGCGAAGGAUGUUCUCCGGAAGGAACUUCUUACUACUGGGCUGGGUAUCGAGCACCCGAAGCCCUGGCAUCGUCCCCAGGAUAAACUGACGUGGCACUCGGAGGACUUGUUGAUUCUUCGGAGCGCCUUCUGGCAAGGUGCAGCCUCUCCGACAGGCCCGCGUUCCAUAUGGGCAGUCGGAGAUGGCACUGAUGGCCCUCUCCGUACACCUUUAGACAGGUACCCUAUCAUGCCCGAGCAUUACCAGAUCACUAUGAAGUUCCCAGAAGAGGCAGUAUAUACCCGUCACCCCACACGCCGGCCAAAGCCGCACCCCGGGUCCAUUGUCUACAGCCGAUAUAUCCCAGAGAUCGACGAGCACUUCUCACUCGAAGCAGUUGACUGGGAAAACCCGGAUCACUUGAGGCUCUUCAACACCUGGCAAAACGAUUCGCGUGUUGCAAAGGGUUGGAACGAGACUGGAACCCUGGAUCAACACCGAAAAUACCUUCGCAACCUGCACUUUGAUCCUCAUGUCCUUUGCUUGUUUGGCCGCUUCGAUAACACCCGCUUCUCUUAUUAUGAGCUGUAUUGGGCUAAGGAGGAUCACUAUGGAGCGCAUUAUGAUGCCGGAGACUAUGAUCGCGGACGCCACUCGCUUGUCGGCGACGCGUCAUUCCGUGGCUCGCAUCGCGUGAAUGCCUGGUAUUCCAGCUGCAUUCACUACUGCUUUUUGGACGACCCACGAACAAUUAAUGUUGUCGGUGAGCCAAAGGCCACUGGCUCCACCAUCUUGUCGUACGAAAAUUCCCAGGGCCUCACCAUCGGCAAAUACGUUGAUCUCGGUCACAAGCGGUCGGUUCAUUCAAUUGCCAGCCGGGAGAAGUGGUUCCAGUUGUGUCCACUGUUCUGGGACGGGCGCGAGCGGCCCCUGGAGUCUGCUGACCGUGCCGCGUGGAACGCCAAGCUGUAG
This is a messenger RNA of Penicillium canariense, 1338 nucleotides long. Its product is annotated as GNAT family N-acetyltransferase. Lineage: Eukaryota; Fungi; Ascomycota; Eurotiomycetes; Eurotiales; Aspergillaceae. The record is from RefSeq and is a predicted model, not a curated record. The transcript is spliced from 2 exons. The coding region runs from base 1 to 1338 and encodes 445 amino acids. Gene Ontology annotation, biological process: siderophore biosynthetic process.